This is a messenger RNA of Labrus bergylta (ballan wrasse), 3041 nucleotides long. RefSeq lists its product as uncharacterized. The record is from RefSeq and is a predicted model, not a curated record. Lineage: Eukaryota; Metazoa; Chordata; Actinopteri; Labriformes; Labridae.
ACACACACACACACACACACACACACACACACACACGGUGCCUCGGUUCCACCUCACGCAGCGGCUGUGUGGAAAGAGCCAGCCCCGUCAUUUCAAGGUUAUCUCCUGCAGGAGCCUCUCUUUUCGGAUCCUAUGGGACACCUGGUCACCGCAGUGUUUCUGUGGGCUGCUGUCGGAGUGGGAAGCCGGCCGGUAACCUCACCCCUUGAUGAUGCAAAGGUUGAAUGUAUUAUUCAGGAGACGUUGAAUGACGACGGGUCACAUCAUGAGUGCGGCCCACAGCUUGCAGAGGAACUUGAUGAAGUGCAAAGACAUCAGGGUCUGCUCAGGGAGCUGCAGAAGCUAGCUGGUGAUGAGAGAGAAGAGGAACAAGACGACGAGUACAACCUGGCUGAAGACGAGGGCGACUUUGAGGGUGGAGAUGAGGAAGGGAAGGAGGAGAGAGACGUGACCGACCUCGCACAAAAGACUGAUGAAAAGAAAGAAGUGAAGACGGAAGAAGAUGACACCAAGGAGAAGACGAAGGAGGAGAAACAGAGUGAGGACAAAGGGAGGGACACUGAGGAGGAGAGAGCCAAGGAGCUGGAGGAGCUGCUAGCCGAAGAGAUCACUAAGAAAGGAAAGGAGGAGAGGAAUGAUGAAGAGCUGAAAGAACUGCUGAAAGAGCUGAAGAAGAAACGAUACGAGGCGGUGAAGGAGAGGGACAGCCACAAAGGCGCUGGAGAUGAGCAGAAGGAGGAGAUGAAGAAAAAGGAGGACGAAGAGAAGGAAGCAGAAACAACGGUGGACUUGGAGAAACAGAGGAUGGAGGAGAGGAGGAAGAGUGAGGUGGAGCUGAUGGUAGAGAAAGAAAAGGUGGAGAAGGAGCUCAAUGAGCUGCUCAAAGAGCAGGACAGCAAAAGCCAGCCGGAGCAGGAGAGGAAGAAGAAGGAGAAGCAGGAGGAGCUGGAAGAACUCGUCAGGAAGAUGAAACAGGUGCAGGAGGACGAGCAGGAGACGCAGGAUGUGAAGAAAGAGGGCGGCGUGGGUGACAGGACGGCGGAGGAGAACAGCGGGAAGAAGGAGGGAGAAGAAGAGAAGGAGGCGGGGCAGAAAACUGAGAACGACGUCAAGACGAAGGAGGAUGCCGGGGAGGUGAAGCUGCCACAGCAGAAGAGAGUGAUGGAGAAAGCGAGCGAUGAAGCCACGCGGCAGUUCGAGCGGGAGAGGUUGAAGGAUGAGGAAGAGGAGGACGAGGAGGACGAAGAUGAAUAUGUCAGAGAGGAUGGGCAGGACGAGGAGGACGGUGAGCAGGGAGAAGCUGAAGAAGAUGAAGGCGAGGAGCUGCUGGAGAUUGAAGCAGAGCUGCGCAAAGUUGCUGCAGAGCUGAGGGAGCUUCGCCGAGGAUGAGACACACACACACACACACACACACACACACACACACAGCUGUCAGACUAAACCCUUUGUUGCAUUCACAGUCACACAUUCAGCUCACACAUUUACCAGCCUUUAAAUCCCUUCAGCACUGAGAGAAAUGUCUUUAGUAGAAACAUUAGUAGAACCUGUACACUUCCUGCCCCGGAGAAAGAUUUCACCUUUUCCGCAAUGCUCAUCUGAAGCCACCUGAGUGUUGAGGAAAAGGAGACACAUUUUUCUCCGGUGGAUUCUUAAAGGUCUUUUGUGUCCGUGUACACCCGAGGUACUGGUUUGUCUCAGUCCCUGUGAGCACUGUUUGUAAGGUAGACAGGUGAUUGUACUCGUUGUUGUAAACCGCCAUGGAUUGUAAAGCAUUCAGCAACAUACACACACAUACACCGUCGUCAUGACUACCAGUGCUUCUUUUCUCUGCAGGUAGCCUACAAACAUUGAAGGUGUAUUCUUAACGGGGAAACACAGAUUCUCCGCUAGAACUAAAUGUGUGUUUCAUUGUGUAUUUUGUGCAAUAACUGAUAACUCUGUGUAGGCGGUUCCUGCUGACUGUUAUGAUGAUAUGUAGGCCUACUACUGAUAUUUCUACACAGGAGUCAGUCAUUAUUUACUCCGUUUCUUUGACGAUAGGGUAGAAACAAAAGGAUUGUGUUUCAUUUGGCUCACGCACUGUUAAAUCCAGACUGUUUGAGAAGAACCAGGGUGACACGAGCAAAAACAGACGACGAUAAAUGCCGCACGCCGACACUUGAGAGAGAUGUUGAGGAACGUCUUUAAGCGUGCGGUGACGACAGGGUGUGAUGUACUUAGAGCUUAAAGGUCUAAAAGUGUCACUCCGGGUUCUCAGCGAGCUUUGCACUCUUAUCUUAACAAGCCAAGGAGGAGUCGAGGGGAGAGGGAGACACUAAAGCCAUUCUGUUGUCUUUUUUGGGUAACGUUGAUAAAUACUCAGUGUUGUUACGUCUCACUUUUCAUGGCCGUUGUGUAAUUUUUGUAAAUGUAAGAUAUCACGGUCUGUAAGCCAAGGUCAUUGGAAAUAUUAAGCAACAGCGCCCCCAAGAGGACACUGAGUAGAAAUGCAAACAAUGCAGGGUAAACAGGGUUACAAAUGGAGGCCAAUUUAAUGCAAUAACACGAUAAAGGCUACAGCACACGUGAAUGCAAUCAUUAGCCAAAUACUGAAUAACUUAAUGUAUUUUAAUAUGUAAGCAACUUGCAUCAUAAUGUACUCGUAACAGGUAUAGUCUCUUUUUUCUACACAGCCAAGAUUUACCAAACUACUUGAAAGUAUUUGAACGCUGGCGACAUAUCCAGUCAGCUGAUGUAAACAGGAAGUAAUAAUCACACGUAAUCAGUCAUCACCGAGGAGCACAUUGUACUCUAAAGCUUUGGAAAAUAUAAAAAAAUUAAGAGCUUUCUUUUUUUAGAAGUGUGAAAAAUGUGUUCCUAACAAACCAGCAAGAACGAUGUUGAAAAUGUCGGGGGAGGGGGCGGCACAGAGGACAUUUCAAACAACAGGAUAACAACACCAUUUGUAAUAUUACUGGCCAAUCAGAGUGCUGUAUUUUGUGCCUGCUGUAUCUUCUUCUAUGCUACCUGUUAAUCAAUAAACGGAAAGUCUAUUAAACCGU